Messenger RNA from Paramuricea clavata, 3996 nucleotides. The record is from the annotation of a GenBank genome assembly. NCBI's taxonomy places the organism in Eukaryota, Metazoa, Cnidaria, Anthozoa, Malacalcyonacea, Plexauridae.
CGUGCAUUCAGUGAUAAACCACGGAUAGUCGAGGCAGGUGCCUAUACAAAAGCUUCUCCAAGCAAGGAAAAAAAAUACCAUCGCCGUGUAAGGUAUGUCUUUCUGCAUGCCAUUCUUUAACUUUUUCAACCUUGAGGUGAUUUGUGUGGGUCGCGGAUGGGGUAAGCUCCAAAGGUCGUCGUCUUAGGUAUAUCCUUAGCCACCCUUAGCAUUAAAUGUCCAUAGCCUUCUUAGCCAUUACUUGUUUUAUAAUUCUAGUCUUUUCUAACCUUCCUCGGUUUUCCCUAGCCUUGGCUUCUUUUACUGUUUAUCCUUAUCUUUUUACUUUCUUUUCCUUCUUAAGGCUCAUUUUGCCUUUGUUUGCCGUCCCUAGUUUUUUUGACCAGUUUCACUUAGACCUUCCUAUAGGCUUUCUUGCAGUGUUCCAGUAAAAUAUAGCCGUGAUAAUGGUUUAAUGUUGCUUGCACAUGGUGUGGUUUCCCAAUAUACCCGAGUCAGAGGCUCGUAGGAACCGGGGGGUAGGGCGUAGGAACCGGGGGGGGGGCAGGGAGGGGCCAGGCCCCCAAGUUUUGCCAAGUGCCCUUAUUCUGGGAGCAAUGGGCCCUUUUCUUGCGUGAAAAAUUGUCAUUAAGAUUGCAUUUUUUGCCCAAAGGGCACUUUUGAAAACUUGAAUCUAUGUUAUUUCGGGAAAAAUUUUUUCAUUUCCGGGAAAAAUAUGAUAUAUCCGGAAAAAUUUUUGGUAUAUCCGGAAAAAUAUUUUCGUAUUUAGGAAAAAAUGUGGUAUAUCCGGAAAAUUUUUUUGGUAUUUCCGGAAAUUUUUGGUAUUUCCGGAAAAGGGGAGAUGACCUUCCCCCCUUCGCCCCCCCCCCGUCGCCAACAUUUCCGGGAAAAAAUUUUAGAUGCCUUUUUUUUCGAAAAGUGCCCUUCAAAGCCUGCUCCCCCCAACUUUUAGAAGCUUCCUACGCCCCUGCUCGUGAUACACGCAUGCUUGAAAACUAAGGGCUAAGGAUUAGUUUUAGGUGAGGGAGGCGCUUGUAAAACUGACGACGACUUUACGAAAACAGUCAAUAAUUAUAUGGCGUAAUAUUAUUUGCUUUUGUUUUAAUAUUUGCUUUUGUUUAGUGACUCGAUUGCCAAUAAUUACACACCUUCAGCUUCCGAUCUGAGUACAUCUCUUAUUUUUGAGACUAAACGAUUGACAAGAAAACAUGGUAAGAUUUUUUUUAAAAACCUUAAUUGUAUUUACAAUUUGUGACUACUUGGUUUUGUUAUAAUGAAUUCAAUCAGUGAGUUAAAGUGUUGCGCGGUCGUUUGGCCGACAUAUAUGCGCGUUUGACUGAAAGACAUUUGGCGCAAUUGGCGGACAGAAAUAUCACCGAAUUUUCAAGUUUUUAAUAGUUUAACGAAUUUCUGUGCUUAAAACUAUUAAGGAGUAUUGGUCGUAUCAUCUAGUCUUAAGGAAUUUUACAGCAAUUACAUACGGCCAAAUGUCCUGUCGGGAAGUUACGUCUGCUAGUCUAACAUGUUUGUCGGCUAAAUGUUGGUGGGGCAAACGUCCGGCGACGAUAUCCCAAUAUCAUCAUUCAAUGCGUUAAUGCAAUAACAAUCAAUGAGAAAAUAUCUUUAAACAAAAAAAUCUGUUAUAUAUGCCACUUUCUUCAAUGUUUUUCGCAAUAAAGGAUUAAAUAAGGAAAUUUUAGAGUAUUUCUAAAUCAAGCCAUGCACUUAUCUUGCAAUGGGACUAAUGAUAUUGUGUAGCUAGUUACGUCAUCUGAAUUUAACUCCGAUAUCGCCGAUAUGCUCCCAUGUCAAACUUAAAUAAUUUGGCGUGUCUGUACUGUCAGAAUUGAAAAUAUCACAUUCCCAUAUUUGACAGUUAAUUCCCUGAAGAAUACCGCCUACAACAAUGCAAAAAUAAAAGGUAAUUCUGAAGAAGGAGAAGAGAAAAAACGUCUAUCAUCUUCAGCAAAAGGUUCUAAAAAUGGCUUGGACAGAUCAAUCCAUCCCAAAGAAAUUCGACGCAUCCAUCCAAAGUCAGCUACAUUACCGGGGCUUUCCAGAAAAAGACCCUUACCAGAUUUGAAUGGCACUAAGACAGAGAAUAUACCGUUGAACGUUCGGGAUUACCAUCAAAUGUCAUGCCAGGAAUCACCAGAUGAUUUUUUUAAUGAUGUGUUUUACUCUCCAGUCCUUUCUCCAAUGGAGCACGAGCAAGUGAUUCCUGAUAACAAAACUUUCCACGAUGCUCUUACGUUAGAAGUUUUACAAAUGGAGUUUUCUGCUCCGUCUAAAAGUACAUAUGGGCUCCCUCGUGCGGCUUCUCCUGAAAAUACUAAUAGCCAGGAACGAUAUUGGACAUUAAGUAAACACGCAAUCGAGUCCAAUUUUGUAACACCUUUGUCAAGUGCUUGGAUCCAAAACACGCAUCGUUUCAUCCCUCUUGAGCUCAGGGAUCGUUUUCCAAAUAUCUUAGAAGGAAUUACCAAGGUGAGUCUACGAUAUAUAUUAACGAUCAUUUUCUAAUACAAUUUUGCACAUAACUAUUUCCCUUUUGGACGGAAUUGCGGUUCUCAAACGAAGUUAGGCAUCGCUUUUUAAUCACGGCGUGAGUUUGUUAGUAUAUGUUAGUUUGUUCUGAAUGUAUAAAUCUUGGUAUCGUAUGCCUUGGUAUACAUAAGCCUUCGACCCAAUACCUUGUGGUGUACUUGUUUUGCGCAUACUGCAUUCAGGGCACUUCACUGUAGUACUAUGUUUGGUUUCCCUACAUAUACCAAUCAAUCUAGAAUUUCCGUCAAACAUAUUUAUAAACAUCUCUGUAGUGUUUGUCCUGUACAUGUAUAUCAACAGCCCAGUGGCUACGAUAUAUUAUGAUCUUACGACCAACAUCUUAUGGUAAAUAAUUAUGGUCUUUAGCAUAUGCUGCUGUUUUAUAUGAUCACGAUGAAACAGCUAUAUAUAUGGGCAUUCCAUUAAAAUCUGUUAUAAAUUUGUAGGAAAUGGAGGAUAAUUACUUACGAAGCUUGAAAAGAUGUAUUCUCGAUUAUGUUCUAAUGGACAGAGAGGAACAAGAAAGGCUUGGCUUGACGAUGAAAAAACAGGUUCGCUGAUUGAUCGAUUAAUCGAUCGAUUGAUACUUUAUUAUCUUUCCCCAUAUAUAAGUUGGGACACAGCCCGUCACGCACUUUAUAAGUUGGGACACAGCCGUCAUGCACUUGAAAGCCAUAGUGGCGCUACGAUAGUACAAUUGAGUCGCCCGUUUAAACGAGGUGACCCUAAAGAGUUUCACUGUAGUUCUUAUAUCUCGUUUCUUUGAUGCAUUUUUAAAAUAGGUUAUUCAACCAGCUGGUCGGGAGUAUUUUCCAUGGCACGACUCCAUGGCAGCCGCAAGACUUCACAUGGAACAAAAUCUUUACGUCACACACGUUGUACUACGAGAAAUACUUCACUUAUGGGAGACUGGGUAAGAAAUCUGUAGGAAUGUACUGUAGGUAUACCUGUAGGUAUGUGGGUAGAUAAGUACUAUAGUAUACAUAUCUAUCAAACUGACCUUCUUCCUACCUUCUACUGAUCUGCAUUGAAUAAAUAUAUUAUUAUUAUAUUAUAUAUAUAACUUACGUAACUGUAAGUUGUCGUAAACGAUUUCUCUCAGGCAAUUCGUAUAGGAUUAGACAGAUUUGUCAUGAUUCAUUUAGUGUAACAACAGAUGAUUCAUUCAGUACAACUGAUUCAUUUAAGUUAUUUUUAUUUUAUUUUGUAGUUGAAACACAUGGAGAUUUUUAACACAUUACUUUCACUUUUAGAUACUCCGAGUUUAGACUGAUUAAUGUUGAGCAGUUGGUCAUUAACAUGCCGUUAACGAUUGCUGAGUUUGCUCGUUUAGUUUCUGAAAGCAGCAGCAAAGCUGUUCAGCAUUUGAAAGAAGUUUGGAUUCCAACGUGUGCAAAAUUGAUAAGCAACAAAAGAGAAGACGUAGAGGCAUGGAUGCCACAGAAUGAG